GGGCCCUUCCCUAAGGCGGGCGGGAGGAUAAAAGGUGGAGGGGUCCUCUGGCGCCGGCUCCCCAGCACCCGUCCCUCCCUCCGUCCGUCCCGGAGGCGGUGCCCGUGCCUGCCCCACCCUGGACGCGCGCUCGCUCUCUCCGUCACUCGCCUCCCCGGGAGACGCUGCGGCGGGGCUGCUGGUGGCGAGCGGGGAGCCGCGCAACCUGCGGGAGAAGAGGUGAGGGGGCGCCGGAGGACCCCGGAGGUGUUUUAUGCGGCGGGUAGGAAGAAGGAAGAGGAGAUUCAACAGGGGCAGCCCCACUUUCAUGUGCGUGUGUCUUGUGGGGUGGGGGUGGGGGUGCUUGGGGAGGGGGCGAUUUCUUUCCUCGCGACCCCUCCUUGGAUUUCGGAGGUAACCGUUGUGCUUGUUGUCGUUGCUCGCGAUGGGGGAGGCCGGAGGGACCCCUUCCCGUACCUUCCCUCCCCGACCCCCCAACCCGCACCAACCCCCGGCGCCGCUCCGCGUUUCUGCCGUUUCGCGUUUUCCAUCUCGCCCCCCCGCUCCGGGCAGCCGUGUAACUCCGCGCCGGGUUUUGCGCGCCGCCGGGCCGGUCUCGCGAGCCCGGAGCCCCGCGCGGCCAAUCGGGGCGCGGGGCCCGAGCGCCGGCGGCCAAUCGGAGCGCCGCCCUGGCUCGCGCCGCGGCCAAUCGCAGGCCUCCCCGGACCGCCCCCCCUCGCUCGGGCUGCGGCGCGCUGAGGGCUCCGAGCGGCGCCUCCAUUUAAAGGGGCCGCAGCAGCCACCCGAGCCUUGGGCGGGCUCCGAGUUAAAGGCAGGGCUGGCGGGCAGAGACAGGGAGGGGAGCUCGGGGAGGCCGGCGGCGGCGAAGCUCGGGUCGGGGAAGCUGCGGCAGGUGAGGGGGCGCCGGGCGGGGCGUGGGGGAGGGGGCGGCCAUCGUGGGCUGGGGGAGGGGCGGCGGCGCGGGACCUCGUGACAAGGGGCGGGGCCUGGGUUGGUUAGGGGGCCCCGAACCCGCACUGGUGGGCGGGGCCUGUAGCGAUUGGGCCGCGUCACGGGGUGGGAUCCUGCAGGUACUUGCUGUUCAAGGGAAGGAGCCAGGCCAAGUCUCACCUGGAGCCCUUGGCGGGGAAGGGAAAGCGAGGGAAGAGGGCUCUAAAAGGAGGCGGGCCUGGGAUUGGCCAGGCCUGCAGUGGUGAGGUCAGGCUCCUGCAGGUACUUGCUGGGCAAAGGGGAGGAGGUUGUGGUCGAAGCUGGUGGCAAUCCUGGCCAAGUGUCACCAGGGGUGGGUGGGAGGAUAGCCUAAGAUCUGUGCAACAAGGCAGGUCCGGGAUGCACCGAAAGGGUGGGAUUCUGCGGGCACUUGCUCAAGGAGAGGAGCUUACUUGUGGGUAAGGCCAUCAGGUUGCAGCAGCAGGCCGAGAUGUGCUUGGCAUGCCACUAGAGUGUGCAGGGAAAUGCAGCGGUGUUAUGCUUGUUAGGCUGCCUCUGAAGAUGGGUUGGAAACUUCAGCUGGUGCAAAAUUCGGCAGUGACACGAGACUGGGCCUUUUGUGUGGUGGCUCCCUGAUUAUGGAAUGCUCUCCCCAGGAAAACUUGCCUGGCACCUUCCUUACAUAUCUUUAGGUGCCAGGCAAAAGUGCUCCUCUUCUCCCAAGCUUUUGGCUAAUUAAACAAUCUAUGGCUUUUAAAAUGUGUUUGUUGGAAGAGGUAUUGGUUUUCUUUAUUUUAUUGUGCAUUUUGUGUUGUCAUUUUUUAUUUUAUGUUGUGAAAAGCUAUGUGAUCUUUGGAUGAAGUGCAGUACACAAAUUUAAUUAAUAGUGAUAAUAAUCAUGAGGGAUUCUGCAGGUACUCGCUUUGCAAGGAGAGUUCUACUGUUAGCAGGGAUGGGCUACAAGCUCAGUUCAGAGAAUUGUAGACUUUGAGGUAGUUUUGUAGGCCUCAGGGUACCCGUUUUCCUGUCUAAGCCAACAUUGGGGAAUCUGUGCCCCUCCAAAUGUUGUUGACUGCAACGUCCAUGAGCCCCUGACAGCAUAUCCAGUGGUCAGGGACUUGUAGUCAAAAAAUAUCUGAGGAGUCAUGUUGGCAACCUCAAUUGUAGGCCCACCUAUCUUAGCCUAUUGCUCAAAUUGGGGAAACCCUGGUAAGAUCUCACCUGAUACUUAGAGGACAGGAUAGUGGUUUGCCCUGGGAUGUAUUUACACUAGGGAAUAGCCAUUCAUGUCUUUGCUGUGAAGGGGAGGAGCAAAACCCCUGAACUGGGACCAGUUCAAGCUAUAGUAGCUGAUUGGCUUAAACCAAGGUACCUGGAAAGGACCAUAGAUUGCAGGUUUGGGUGUUGGACUGUACUAGGAGAAAGGAUCCUGUAGGCACUUGUAGAAAACAGAGGCAGUAAUUGGAUUGAGCUGCACCAAGUCUGAAGGAGAGAGAAUGGCUUAGAAGGUUUGGGGGGCAGCGGGGGGGGGGAAUCUUGGAGGUCUGAGCUGGGACAAGGCAAGCAUGACUAAGUUGUACUUGUGGAGGGAGGGGAGCUGGUCUGCAGAAAGGCAGAUUUGGUUUGGGCUUGGAAGACAUCAAAUAGCAUGCAGAUAUUUGCAGAGGAAAGGGGGAGUGAUGGCUUGAACUGGACUUGUUUUUGUUUUGUCUAACAUCAAACGCUGGAUUGUGCUUAGGAGUGACCAAGGCUUGUGGGAGGUGUAUGUCCCACAGCCCUUAUCCUUGGGAAGAGCUUUUUUCAGUAGACAACAUGUUUAGGUUUUGAGUAACCAAGGAAGGAAUCCAACAUGAAAUUGUUGAAGAUUAAAGAGCAAAUGGCUUCAGCUCUGCUAGCUGUUUUUAUCGUACCACUGAAAUACUGCUGCAUUGAACUUCUCUGAGAUGCCUGUCUGAGGGAGAGCAGUUAUUUUGAGUUCUUAUGAGCAGGAUGCAAUCUAAACAUUAAAAAGAUGAGUUGCUUCCCUAAAACCCAGGGGUCUUGUUCUGGUGCAGAUUCUCUACAGCUUCCAACCCAUUGGGUUUAAUCCUGGCUCUGUGUGUAGGUUCACCAGCCAAAUAGGAAGCCUGUAGAAUGUGUGGCUUGGUUAUUGCAUUUGGUCUUUUGUCCUCCCCACUGCCCCUCCAACUAAAUGAUUGGCAGCACCUGGCUUGAUGUCAGCAUUCAGAGUCCCAAUGACUGAAUAUUAAAUUGGACUGUUGAUUGGAUUGGACCAAGGAACCUCUGCACCCUGCAUUCUGAUGUGGGUUCAAAGCUAACGAAAGGCAAGAACUGUACAUUAACACCCAUUCUCUGCUCCAAUGUUGGGAUGGGACUUUUGUAAUAUUAGCUGUUCUACUUGAUUUGGAGAAUUAAACUGUGGCAUGGAAAGGUUCCAAAGGAGUUGCAGGUAGAAUGAGUGGAGGUUUUGCUUGUGAUGUAUGCAGAAAUAAGAAGGGUGGAAAAGCUGUUAUACGUCCCCAUGGGGGGAAGUAGUAGAGACUUGUGUUAUAAGCCCAUAGAGUGGGCUAGAAGACUGUGGUGGGUCCCUUCCUGACAGGGGAUAGAGCAAACAGCGAGGGUGUGUGUGUGUGUACCUCUGUGUAGAGCAAUUAUUAAGAGACAUACAUUUUCUCAAAGGAUGGAAUCUUGUUCCUAGGAGGUUUAAAAAGACUUGAGACCACUGAAUGCAGAGUUUCAGAAAAUCUGACUAGGUGACCUUUGGGUCCCUUUUGUGUCUGUGUAUCAGCCAUUCUUGCAAUGCACUUAGUGCUCCUUGUGUGAGAGGCCCCUAACUGAGAGAAAGAGGGGGGGGGGGGGAUUCUCUUGCUACAAUCUCCCACGAUUCCCAGCCUCUUUACUUUCCUCCUAAAAGGGACAUUUGCUUUUUUCCUAGAUCAACACAUAGCUUGAGUUUCACAGACUGUUCCUGGAAAUAGAUGCCCUGCAAACCUGUGUGUCCUCAACAUCACCUGGCACACGCUGUUGGCUUGUUUUCUCAGAAGUGGCUUUGCUUUUUUCUUGUGGCUGGGUUUCCAGGGUGGGCCUCCGUGAGCAAGCCCAGAGAAUUGCUAAGUGGGGCCACUUGAGUUGUAUACUGACUGAGCAGAAGGCAGAUCCACAGGAAGUUGUUUGUCUAGGACUUCGGAGCCUUCCCCAGGUUCAGAUAGUCCACCUGUUCCCAGACUAAGGAAUAGCUGGUGUUGUAAUUGCUCAAAACAGAGAUCUUCACUUGGAGAAAGCUCAUAAGGUCUGCUGCAGAUUCAGGACAUGUAAUAUAUUGAUAACCCAGGCGACCUCUGUAAGGAAAAUGCACCCGUUUUACAGAUAGGGGAACUGCCCAUUGCAGGUUGGUCUUCAGUAUAGUCACUGCCAACAUGUUGCUUUCAGUGUCCUUUAUGAAGCCGGCAGGUGUCCCCUCAGGAUAGAACUUGCAUACCUGCUAGUCCGGGCUUAGCCAACAUGUUUUUGGACAGCUGCCCCAUCAUCCCUGACCAUUGGUCAUGCUGGCUGGGGCUGAAGGGAGUUGGAAUCCAACAACACCUGGAGGGUCCCAUAUUGCCUGCCUCUGUUCUAGCUCAUAGCUGAUGUACCCACAGUGCUGUUCAAAGGAAACCAGGGUUAACUGAAAGGCGAUGGGAGAGGUAGGAGCUUCCAAUUUCUUGCAGAUGUUUGCUUGCUAAAGAGCCUUUGUUAAUUGUCCAAAGAAGCAUUUGGGCUUUUUUAUUUUUUCCUGAGUCCCACUAACACAGGUGCUGAUUGGUUCACCUCCAGCUCUGAAGUCUUCCAUGAGGCUGUGGCUACCUUGCCUUUUUCAGAUUUACAUAUUCGGAUUUGUAGCCUUGUCUCUCCUGUGCCUCAGAGGUAGCAACAGGAUUUAGAAACAAGCAAUCAAAAUGCUUAAUUGGAUAGCUGCUGCUUCUUUUUUGACCCAGUCAUUAGAAGUCCAGUGUUCCUGAUCACCAAAAAUCAAAUCCAGAUUUCUGUGAAAAAAGGCUUUCUCAGGCGUGGGUUGCUGUAAAGCUUUAAGAAGAAUUCGGCCUGGGAGGAACAGCUUUUGCAAGGGCCCCUCUCUGCCUGGCUUAGCUGUGUAGAAUUGUCUGGUGGUAACACUAAGGGGCUAUUCUAGACUAACUGGAUCCUAAUGGUGUCUAUCAUCCUGAGAGCACCUUGUGUACUUGGAAUGUGUAUUGUCUGUUGAUCUUUUUAAUAAACGUAGCAAGUGACAGGCGCUGGUGGAAAAGCAUGACACUUCACUGAGACUUCAGGGUUGGUGUGGGGUAAGGGCAGGGACACAAUUUCAAAUUACAGUAUACCAACUCAUCACCUGAUUCCUUCUUAUUUUUUAAGAUCUCCUCCAGCCAAUAACUUUUGUGCGAACAUAAAUUUUCUGAACCCUGAUUAGUUCAGAAUUGCUCCCCUGAGUGUGAAAAGGCCUAAGUUGGUGGGGGGGGGCGGGUUUAAGGAUUAUGUGUCUACUUCUCACAAUGCUUAAAAGAUCUUCUGUCUUCUGGACCACUUCCAAUGGAUUCCCAGUAUUUGCCAUGAAUGAAUCAGUUGAAUUUGAAGUUAGAAAUUUUUGGUUUGUGUUAGUUCUGGUUCACGAGGGGAGGCACCCUUCUGAGCCAGUUUUGGGGUCUGAUUCAGUUUGGCUCCUUGUUGCUGGCAGCUGAUCUCCAAGGCCUCGCACGGUUAGCUGCUCGGAAGAACUACAUCCCUUAUAUUCCCAUAUGUGCUUAAACGUGCUAACAUUCCGUUCUCUCCCCUUUCUGCCUCCUUGUUUUAAGCCUUUUUCUGAAUGGAGUCGAAUGAAUUUCCUGGCUCCUUGGGGCCAAUGUCACUGCCUGAUAAGCCAUUGAUUGGAGACCUUCCUGCAGACAUGGAGUAUGGAGAGGAUCUGCUAGCGUCCCAAACAGCCUCCAUCCCACAGGCUUCAGCUCAGCAGCCCCAAGAGAUGGAGUGGGAAGCACCUAAGCAAGCAACUUCAGAUGCAGACCUGGACCCGGGCUUGGUGAAAACAGCCGGAUUGUCUGAUCUGGGCAAAUCCAACAGUCUGACCCUCAGCAAGUCUGGUGCUCUAGAUGUUACAGAGAAGCCCAGUCUUCUCGGUAGCUUGAGCAACAAUGACAACCUGGUGGACCUGGAUAGGUCUGAGGACCUGGACAACGUGUACAAGACACGAGGUUCUGCAGAUCCGGAGGAUGGACCUAGGGAUCCCCCUGUGCCAGGAACCGAAGCCCUUGUGCCAGAAGCGUGGAAAGAAGCAUCAGCAUCAGCAUCGAAAGUAGACUUCAAAAGCACAAAGGAUGAUGGAGAGGAGAGUGCAGCCUCCCUUCCCGACAGCCAUGUGGUGAAGUCGCCUGACGUGGUGGAGAUGAGCAGCACUUCCUCCUCACAAGAACCAACAGAAUAUUCCGAGAACUCACCGAAAAUUCCACGGCCGGUUAAGAAAGCCCGAUUGAAAGCCCCAAAGAAAAGUGCUCCAGUGCAGAAGGAGGAAGUGGCGACAUCUACAGAGGAGGGGAAGGAGCCUGUUCUCAACAGUACUCCAGCUCCAGCUCCUGAGCCCAUGAAAGAGGGUCUGACUGAGGCUGAGAAAGACAGCAGUGUCAGUCAGAAGGACCCUGCUGAGCCCAAAGCACAAGAGGCCGAACAAUCGCUCCAACCUCCAGGUGGGUAAGCAGGAAGGAGGGCUCUCCCUAGAGCAUUGCCCCAGCCCCACUUUUGCUUCUGCUCUGAGGCCAGGUGUGGGGAGGGGUGCCGGGAGGUGCUCCCACUGUUCUUCUCUUGGGUAAAAAGCUGUUGCAACUCGUUUCUGUUUAUAACUAGCCAAACCUAGAGAAUAUGAUCCCUGACCAAUCAGGAGAUACAAAAGAGUAAAUAAAAUCAACUAUAUAUAAUGUUGAUUAUUUUGUUGUUGCUGUAUAUAAAUCUUUGCUUAUCUAAAUUAAUGAAAUUAUGUUCAUUAAGUAAUCUUUAUUUAUUCUUUUGCAUCUUUUGUAAAUAGCCCCUGCUCUGACUUUGCUCGGCAAGCAACAAAUUAGAGGUUAUGUUAUUUUAUGUUAUGUUAAUAUUUUAUUUAUCAUUUUCAACAAAUUAGAUGUCUGGUCAUUCUCCUGUUCCUUGCAAGAUUAUACUAUUACAAUUCACAUUUAUAUCCAACCUUUUCUCCAUUGUGCUCCUCCUUCAUUUCAUCCUCACAACAACUUGCCAUAGUAGUUUAGGCUGAGAGACUGUGACUGACUCCAAGGUCACCCAGCGUGCUUCAUUGCUGAGUGGGGGAUUUGCACCCUGUUCUCUCAGGUCCUAGUCCAACACUCAGACCUCUACAUCACACUGGCUCCUUUCCUUUCUUCCCCAGCUUCUUCCCCAGACAGAGCUAGAGAGCUUGGUCAGCUGUCUGAAUGUUGCGCCAGUUGUAAAGGUGUUUCUACUCUCUCUUCCUCUCACCAGCCACACACACCCAUAGAUGGUUCAUUGAUAGCUUUCAAGCAGCAUCUUAACCCAGUGAUGUUUCGGCAUUAGUUUGUUCCAUUCCUGACCCUCGUUAGAGUGUAAAACCAUAAGAAGAUCAGGCCAAUGUCCCAUCUAGUCCAGCAUAUAGAUCCCAGGGUGGCCGACCAGAUGCUCUAAUGGGAAGCUUGCAAGCUAGCCAUGAGCACAAGAGCUCUACCCACCUGUGAGUCCCAGAAACUGGCAUUCAGAAGCAUAAUGCCUCUGACAGUAGCCUUAACAGUUAGUACUAAUUGAUAAUAGAAUCAUAGAAUGGUAGAGUUGGAAGGGAUCUCAAGGGUCGUCUAGUCCAACUUCUAGUCUCAAUAUGCAGUUCCCCCAUCCAAUUUGAAACCAUAGUGGACCCUGCUUAGCUUUGCAGAUGUGCGAGCAGUUUUCCUGCUGCACCACUGUUCUCCCUGAAUUUGUCCAGUCCUCUUCUAAAGCCACCUAGACUGGCAGCCUCACAGACAGCUUUGAGGUCUCUCUUGUGUUUCUCUUGCAGGGGAAGACCCUGGCGCAAAAGGGAGCGAGAAGCCAGUUGUGAAGGUAAGGGAGGAGGCAGCUGAAGCAGCCGCCACCCGGUUGAGUGUUUGUCUUUCCACUAAGACCCUCCUAACACUUUCCCCAAUCCCCUAGUUUUUUGUUUUUUUCAGCGUGGGGGAAAUUAUUGACAUGUUCUGUUCAUUUCAGGCUUAAAGUUUCUUGCACUGUAUGUUUCCUUCCUCCUCCUUUGUGAGUGGGUGUGCAUCACUAAACCAGUGUCCCCCAACCUGGUGCCCUCCAGUUGUUUCGGAAUGUGAUGUUCUGGGCCUGGUCAACAACAUCUGUAUGGCAGCAGGUUGCAGGAAGUUAGUUUAGACUGUGGACCUGUGGGCAGGGGUUACUCUCAACCAUACCUGACAUUCUUAGGUGUUCAGUAAACAGAGAUGGGGGUUUCCCUGGGCUGCUUGCCAUUGUCUGUUUAGAUGGUUCCUUGGUUCGUUCCAGGAGCAGAAGAGAAGCGAGCGUGCCAGGAGGGCAGAAGUGUCUCGGCCUGAAACAGUGAACUCCUCUGAGAGCAGUAAGUUACCUCCUUGACUGUAAGAGGACCAGGCUUUACAUAUGCUUUACGUAUUAUAAGAAGCUGUGUUAUUCCAGUUUAGACCCUUUCUUCAUCUAACCUAUUGUUAUCUACUGUAAUGGGCAGCAUCUCUCCAGAGUUCAGGCAGAAGAGGGUCUUUAUCAGCACUUGCUUGCCUGGAAUAUUUUAAAACUAGGCGUAGUGGAGCUUUCUGCAUUCAAAGUGAGCACUCUGCCACAGAGGUGUGGCCCUUCUCCCAGAAGAGUAGGCCAUUUUGGUGUGGUGGGUAGAGAAAGGUUUGGAGGGGAGACUCCUGGGUUCAAAUCCUGCUCAGCCCUGCAGCUCAGUGGGCCGUUUACUACCUCUUAGGGUGGCCCACCUUGCAGAGUUGUUGCGUGGGUUAAAGAAUGGGUUGAGGAAGAAGUAUGUGCAAUGCCUUGAGUUCUUCAGUGAAAUGGGAGAGCGAAACAUAGCAAAUGUAGUCAGAUAUGUGUAAAGAAAGGGUGGAAUCUGCCUUCUGUAGGAUUUGGAGGCAAGGCUUAGUAACAGAGCUAGUUGCACAGUUAAAGAGGAUCCUGCUCCAGUGUGGGAGUUGACAAUCCUUGUUGUCUGUUUUGUGUAUGUGGAAACUGUACAGGCAGGAUCUGCCCUUCUCCCGCUCUUUCCCCCCAGUUUCUAGACCCCUCCCUGUGCAGCAGUGGCCAGCGACAGCCAACAACCUCUUGUUCUCUCUUGUGCUCCACAGUCCCCGUCUCGGAUGAGGAUUCGGAUGCCAUGGUGGAUGACCCCAACGACGAGGACUUCGUUCCCCACCGCACCCGGCGCACCACGCGCCUGUCCCUGCGCAACCAGGCAGCCCAGCGAGCUGCCCGUUCCACCGUCACCAAGAUGUCUUGCGCCAACUGCCGGACCCCACUGCAGAAGGGCCAGACGGCCUACCAGCGCAAGGGGCUGCCCCAGCUCUUCUGCUCCAGCUCCUGCCUCACCACCUUCUCCAAGAGGCCUCUCAGCAAGAAGUGCUGCACCUUCUGCAAAAAGUGGGUGCCCCAAAACCAACCAAGUGCCCUUUUCCCAAUCUGCCCCUUCUGCUUUGGCAGGCCGCAACUCUGCAAGUACACUUUGCCCUCUUGCUACUUCCCUUCCGCUUUCGUUGCUCUUGGGUCCCCAUGUCACCUCUUGCCCACACUUACUGGGAUAGCCCAGGGUGUGGCCUCCAGGCCCUAGUCUGACCAGUGUCUUCCGGCCCCUUAGGGAGAUCUGGAAUGCCAAGGACUCCGUGGUGGCUCAGAUUGGCUCAGGCAGCUCUUUCCACGAGUUCUGCUCUUCUGUGUGCCUCUCGCUGUACGAAGCCCAGCAGCAAAGACCGACACCACAGUCGGCAGAAGCCUCAGACACUGUCCGUUGCAGUGUGUGCUACAAGGCUGGAGAGGUGAGCGCGUCGGCUGUCUGAGAAAGUAUUGCAGGGUGGAGGGGAGAUGGGAAUCCAUGUGAGUAGUUGAAAGCUGCCAGGCAAGCAAGAGGCCAGUUGAGGAGUGCAAGGGACAGACAAAAGGGUGCAGACCUUUGCUGAGCACAUGGUUAAGCUAUGGAAUUAACUCUCACAAGUGGCAGUGAUGGCCAGCAGCUUGGACUUGAAAAAGAGUGCUAGACAAAUUCAUGUGCUACUAGUCACAAUGGUUAUGCUCUGCCUCUGCUCUCAGAGGCAUUAUAUCUCUGAAGGCCAGUAGCUGGAAGUCACAGGUGGGGAGAGUGCUGCUGUUGCCCUCAUGUUCUGCUUGCAGGCUUCCCAGGAGAGGCUUCUGGUUGGGCCACUGUGAGAACAGGAUGUUGGCCUGGCCCAGCAUCCUGGCUCUUCAGAUGUUCUUCAGGGACAGGCCACAGAGGACGACUUGCUUCGCAUGCAGAAAAUCCCAGAUCCAAUCCUGUUGGUAGUAUUACAUUUCAGGCAGCAGGACUGGGAAAGGCUGCUGCCUUGAGAGUCCUGAGUCCCAGUAGGUGGUGUGGACCUCUAUAAGGACCUGUUCAUAUCUGUAACUUGUAUAUCAAGUAAGGUGAUGUUGGUGGAUGUGUAGGAAAAGACAAGUAUACUGGGCAGAGUCCAGAAAGGUAGCCAUGGGGCAGAUGGGCCCUUGGAGACUUUAACAGAUCCAUUGAGUGAUGGAUUGCACAAGCAUUUACAACCUGCUUCACUUUGUUCCUGAAGCACAAUGUCGGGGAAAAGGGAGAAUGGAGUAGAUUAUAUGGGGAUGUUCUGAACCAGAAAAAAAUGUGAUUGUUGAGAAGGAAGAUCUGUUAAAUAGAGGUUUCUCAAGUAGCCAAACAAUCAUAUACUAGUAUAGGGUGUGGAUCUAGAAUAGAGAUUCGUCCCGACUGACAAGCUCACUGAGAACAGAGAACUAAAAUUCAGCAGAGCAUCUUCCAAGAUGCCGCAAUUCCCGGUGCAAAGUGGAAUGUCAAUGCAGGAUAUUAUAAGGUUGGCUGCUAGGUACAGCCUCCCCUGCCCACAAAACGUUCAGCUGUUUCCUUGCACCUGGGCCCAGCCACCUCCAGCCAUUACUUAGGGGCUGUAGAGCACCACUGCUCUCUGGGGAUGGAAGCUAAUGCCAGGCCUGGUGACCCACAGUUCUGCUUUGCCUGCAGAUCCAGCACGAGGUCAGCAAUGGGAAUGUGGUGCACCGCAUUUGCAGCGACGCCUGCUUCACCAAGUUCCGUGCCACCAAGGGUCUGAAAACCAACUGCUGUGACAACUGUGGCCUCUACCUGUACAACAAGGGCCUGCCACUGGAGUACCUCUUCCACGAGGGGCAGCAGAAGCGCUUCUGCAAUACCACCUGCCUCAACAGCUACAAAAAGGUGCGAAUGGGUGGAGGGGAUGUCCCAGAGCUUGGGUCCAGACCCUCAAGUGAGCCUCUCUUUGAGCCAGGCCAUGUGAUGGACCUUGCCCUGUCUCCCCUCCCCAACGUGAGAUUGUGUAAAAAAGUUAUUGUGGGAAAGGUGGUAAGGAUAGCUUGGCUUGGGUGACUGAGUCUCGUGUGUGUGUGUGUGUGUGUGUGUGUGAGAGAGAGAGAGAGAGAGAGAGAGAGAGAGAGAGAUGUUUGAUGGGGAAGGAGAUGCUUGUGAGGGAGAGAGGUGUGUGUCAGAGAGAAUGACACAUACACGAGUGCAAUGUCCAUUAAAAUCCAGGGGGGAGUGGGACAUAAAGGGUGCCCUGCAGUGAAAGAGCCUGCGUGACAGCUGUCCCUGCACUGUGUUUCUGCAGAAGAACACCCGGGUUUAUCCAUGCAUGUGGUGCAAGACACUCUGCAAGAACUUCGACAUGCUGUCCCACAAAGACCGGAAUGGGAAGAUGGGCCUUUUCUGCUCCGUCUGCUGUUCCACCUCCUACAAAGUCAAGCAGGCUGGCCUGACAGGUAAAAGCAGAAGGGUGGGGAAAAGAAAGAGCUCCUUGGAUUCUGCUUAACCAAGGGUUGCUAGUCCAUUAGGGCAAAUGGGGCACUUCCCCACCAACCUCAGCUUGCCCUCACCUGGCCUGGCUUCUUAACAAGCAGCCUAGGAGGUGGCACCACCAAUCAGCUUCCUCCUCUUCCUCCUUCUCCAUCUCAGUGUUGCCAUUUUAUAACUUAGCAAGGCAAGAAGAUGAGGACAAAUCUAGAAUUAGUUGGCUCUGCCUGCCGUUGGCUGUGGCUUCACCUAUUGUUGGGCUCCUUGACGUCUGUCCCAGCUCUCUGAUAGCACCAUUAGGUUUACUAGCACUUGGCCAGUCUCAGAAGGGUGGUGGUUGGCCACAAGUGUGGCGUUUUCUAACCUUAGCACGUGGGGAACGGGAGGCAGCUGGAUCUGUGCUUUAAGACACACGAGUUUGCUCCACCUGACUUGCUGCAAAAUUCCAGACCAAGAUGAGACCCCCAACUCCCAUUGGGGUGGACUGUGCUACAUGGGAGUGGAGAGAGAGAGAGGUCAGGUCUCUCCAUGCUAAGUAUUGAUUGCCCUGCCUGGGGUAAGAGUAGUUUGGACCAGGCGGAGGAGAGCAUUUCUUCUCAUUUUCUCUGCUUAAUGUUACAUCAUAGAACUGUAGAGUUGGAAGGGACCCUGAGGAUCUUUUUAGUACAACCCCCUGCAAUGCAGGAAUAUGCAGCUAGUCCAUACAGGGAUCGAACCUGCAACGUUGGCGUUAUCAGCACCAUGCUCUAAAACCAACAAGGCAUCUUCUCUCACCAACUUCUGCCUCUCCUCUUUUCCCCAGGACCCCCUCGGCCUUGCAGCUUCUGUCGGAAGAGCCUGUCUGAGCCCUGCUACUACAACAAGAACGAGCAGGUGGUGUACCAGUUCUGCAGCCCCAGCUGCUGGACCAAAUUCCAGGUACAUAAGGAGGCUCUGCCGCCGUCACAGUGACGGGACCAAACCCAGGAACGUGGGUUUUCUGCAUGGCUGAGAUCUGGUGCAUCCAUCAGACUCCUGAAAGUCUCUUUCUCUUUCUCUCUGCUUUCAUAUUUAUUUACAAAAAAAGGGGGGGGGGGAAGCAUCUAGCUCGUUGUUUGCCAAGAAGAGUGUUGGAAGGCAAAAGGCAUGUCUGCCAAGGGCUCUAAGGCUAAAGAAGACAUGGUGGGGGAGUGGGCUUCUGUUGGCCAGGAGGAGAGGAGAGGAGGGGUCACGUUGCACUUCACAGUUGUCUGCUCCCUGCCAGGAUUCCGUGCACUUUUUUUAACCCCGCCCUAAAUUGCAAAAGUAAAGACAUCCAUGGCUUGUGAUGUAAAAUUUAUCUUCUCGACCUUUUGGCACUGCUUAGUAAAAAGGAGCCCAUUCUGCAUCCCUCGUUCUUGGGUCCCAUAUAUGUGUAUGAAGAUUUGCCAUCUUCCUUCCUGGACCUCCAGCCCGCAACUGCCUUGUCUUCCAAGCUCCAACUCUCCUUAGCUGCCCAGUCUGCACACAGCUCCUCCUGUCUUAAGGCUUGUGUGAGAGAUUCCAAACCACCCUCCUCCUCCCAGAUCAACCUCCCCUCUCAGCAGCUGCCCUGUAUAUCAGCACUGUAUGGCUGCACCUCUCCCUUCAGAACUUAGAAUGUCCACCAGCACAACGCUCUGACAUCACAGAAGCCCAGCCAAUGGCCAGAGGAUGGGGCAGGGCACGUUGGUGGAGCUGGUUGGGGCAGGGGAGGGAGGAGGGCGUGUAAAGCUUGCACACAUCUACUUAGCUUAUUGAUAUAUCUCUAUAUAUGAUGUUAAAUCUAUCGUGGGGGUCAUUGUCUCGAAUAAAACUGUUUCUACUUCUGCUGACGCAGAAGAGAGUUUGUGUCUGCUAUCCAAUAAAUAGUCAAAUUUAUAACAUUUGUGUGAUUUGCAUAAUUUAUUCUACUCGCAGAGUGUUGGUCUUGUACUGCCACUGUCCAAUGGCCAAUCCCUGUUUCCUCCCAGGAGCAGCUGCAGUAGCUGGACGUCCCCUGGGAAGAACCUGUAUGGGGUGCCUGCUGGUUACUGUCCCCCUCUUUGUGGAAUGGGGUUCAGUCAGCCUUCUGUUGGGGGAAGCAGCGGGGACUUGUGUUUUACACUCAGUGGGUUGGGGUCAUGGGCGGGUGAUGCUGCUGGGGGUAUGUGGUGAGAGGGUGGAUGUGAGCUGGGGGGCUGGGGGGGCAACGCAUGGAGAGGAUCAGGAGCGUGGUGAAUGCUGUGGGCAGUGCUGGUGGCGGUGGGGGAGUGGCAGGCAGGGAUGCGGUUGUGAGUGUGUGGCUUGGGAGUGUGCAGGUGGUGGCUGGGUCGGUGCCUCUGCUGAGUAGUUGUGAGCCCGGGCACGGGCAGCUGCAGGCCAGCCAGAGUGGGCAGAGGUUGAUCCUGUGUCCCCCUACCCACCCCUUCUGAAUCUUUCCCCUUCCCUCAAAAUGCAGCGCACCAGCCCAGAAGGUGGAAUCCACUUGACUUGCCAUUCCUGCCACAGCCUCUUCACUGGGAAGCCUGAGAUCCUGGAUUGGCAGGUGAGGGGGCCUGCAAAACAAACAGCAGAGGCAGAGGGAUUGCCAGGGAGGGAGAUGUGGAGAUGAGCAGGACAUGGGACCUUACAGCCACUCCUACAGAAAGAGUUGGCCUGGGAGUUGCUGCUGAUUUUUGCUUUGUAUGUAUGUGUGCGUGCAGGGGGUGGGUGGGCGGGAAUUUGGAGCCUGCCCUUCGAAAGCAGUGGGGGUCCAGUCCAGCUCUGCAAGAUCCUGUCUCGCUGCUGUGUUGCCCGAUGGCCGAGCGUGGCCUCCUCCUCCUCCUCCUUCUCUCUGGCAGGACAAGGUCUACCAGUUCUGCUGCCGAGACUGCUGUGAGGACUUCAAGCGCCUGCAUGGGGUGGUGUCCCAGUGCGAGCACUGCAAGCAGGAGAAGCUGCUGCACGAGAAGAUCCGCUUUUCUGGGGUGGAGAAGAACUUUUGCAGCGAAGGUACCUGGGCAGCUACGGGGGGAGCAGGGCCCUGUGCUGGAGAGGAGGAAGAAGGGGGCCUUGUGUGUGGCAGAGAGUCGUCCAGGGGCUGAAGGCAGGGCGGGGGGAAGGCGCCCCUUCUUGGAGGGGCCCUUCCUGCUGUGCUGGCGACCAGCUGGCCCUGCCACGCCUCCUGGGUCCUUGCAUGCGGUGGGCGAUCGUUUGGUCACUCGGAGCAAACUCUUCUUAGAACCAGAGAGGUGAGCGAUUGGUGAGUCCCCACCACCCACCCCUGUUGUCAAUUCCCGACCCCCGGGGGCCAGUGCAGGACACGUUUUGCUCUCAGGAAUAUCUCUCUCUCUCUUUCUCUCUCUCUCUGUCUCUGCCUUCCUGUGCUUCGCUUGUUCCUCCAAGCCUUCGCUCUAGGCUUCCUGCUGGCAUUGGUGUGCCCACACGUUGCUCACUCUUUCUCUCCCUGCUCUGGGAAGGUUUCACCCGUCUCGUUUCUCCGCAGGGUGUGUGCUUCUUUAUAAACAGGAUUUCACCAAGAACCUGGGCCUGUGCUGCAUCACCUGCACUUACUGCUCCCAGACGUGCCAGCGAGCCGUCACCGAGCAGCUGGAGGGCAGCACCUGGGACUUCUGCAGCGACGACUGCAAAAGCAAAUACCUGCUCUGGUACUACAAGGUCAGUGCAGGGGCUCCGCUGGCCUCAGUGCCCACCUGCCGCUUGGCCCGCAAGGGGCCGGAGCGGAGCCCUGGAGCCCAGGUGGCCCCCUCCGCAGCCUUGUCGUGUUGUUUGUUUUUCAGGCGGCUCGGUGCCACGCCUGCAAGCGUCAGGGCAAGCUGCUGGAAACCAUCCAUUGGCGGGGGCAAAUCAAACACUUCUGCAACCAGCAGUGUCUUCUGAGGUUUUAUAACCAACAGAACCAGCCCAACCUGGACACCCAGAAAGGGCCUGAGAGCCUGCUGAACAGUGAGUCGCUGGGUGCUUCGGCUAGCUGAGAGCUUCAGGGGUCUGGCUUGAGCGCUAGGGAACGAUUCUGCACUGGCCCCGGGGGGUGGGGGGCGGGACGGGACCUGGCGGGGAGCACCCCUUCCCCCUCCAUCGCUAACCUCUCUGGUUCUAUGACACACAGGGCCAGCCACGAGAAGCCGGCGCUGCCUGUAGCUCCCAGGCUGUUUCCGUGGGUGGCUCCCCUUCUCCAGCGGACAGUUCCAUGUGUAGGGGUGGGGCCUGGCCUGGCAUGUGGCUUGCCCAUGCCGCUCCCCAGAGUCCAAAAGCUAAGCCAGUGUUGGGCCAGGUCAGUUCUGGGAUGGGAGACCCAGAAAUAUGAGCAGGAAGGGAAGAUCCUCCCGUGGCAGGAGAAGUGUCCAAGGCAGGUGCUGGAGGCCGUGGUGUUGCCAAAAGGUCGUCUGCUGGGUACCCAGGUCUGAUGCUGGGAACAGGCAAGAAGCCCAAGGACGACUCCUCCUCUCCCAUUCCAGUUUUCUUUCUUUCUUUCUUUCUUUCUUUCUUUCUUUCUUUCUUUCUUUCUUUCUUUCUUUCUUUCUUGCUCUCGCUCUUUGUCACGCUCUCAGCAUCACUUUCUGUCCUUUGGGUUUCUGCUCUCCCCUCCUUCCUCCUGGUCCACCCACCAUCCUCUUACGGAUUUCCUAGGCAGUGAUCCUCAGCCGACAUCGGGGCGGCAGAUGCCCUGUUGAGAAGAACCAACCUUUCGUUUAUUUUCAUUUUUAUUUUACAGCUGUUGAGAGCGGGAUGCUGUGACUGUUGUGUCCAAUAGAUUACGCAUGUUUAUCUGAACUCAUUAGCCAUGAGGGCUAGGAACGUGUUUUGUUUCUGUUUUUAAGGAAAGGUGGGGUUCUUGGAUGCUGCAUCCACAGUGAAUAUCAACUUCUGUGUAGGGGGCUUUUGCACUUGCGCAGAAUAGCAGAACUCUCAUGUGGGUGCUGACUUGCAGAGAGUCCAGCGAGUAAAGGUGGGUCUCCCUUAGAGGCAGGCAAAGGCAGCAACUCGGCAGCGCACAGACAGCACUGUUUUCCUCCCGGUUUUAUGUCCUGACUGCACUGCCCUGACUUGCACCCUUCCUCUGAAAUAAGUCACAUCACUCCCCUGCUUGGCUUGUUAAUGGAUUUGCCUGAGCUUCAGUGGACGGCUCUUGCAGGGGAGGGGGAGGGGGCUUGUCUAGUUCCUCCCUACCCCACGCCAACACUUCUGUGAUAUUCCACAUAUCUGCUAAGACCUGGGAGCCUUGCCUCAAACGUACUACUUGAGCCCUGAUAAACUCCUCCUUGCCUAGGUCUUUCUGUGGCUUCUCCGCCGGCAGACGGGCCAGGCCUUAACUCUCCAGUGGCGAAGACUUGCCAGACUGAACCUGGAGGAAUGGGAGAUAAUGAGGAAAGCUCCCCUUUAUCCCUUCGGCACCAAGCGAAAGGUGGCCCGCAGGACUGCCUGCCUGCCAGAUCUGGGCAGGUGGCGACAGGGGGGAAAGCAGCUCACUCCCCAAGCCCUUUUUUCUUUCCAGGUCAGACCCCCGAGCCAAAGCAACCCUCCUCUACCACCACCUCGCAGAAAGCAGAGACCAGCACGGUGAGUGGCCUGAGCAGGCAUUUCCCACUGUUUGCUGGGCUGCUCCAUGGAGGGAGGUGGUUGGCAGUGUGGGGCUUGGAGGCUAAGAUGGGGGAGGAGGGCAGCAUUUCACCCCCAGGCAGCAGGUUGGUCUCUGUCCCUUCCCCCAUGCCCUGCAUUGCUAACAUAGCCUGGCAGCUUGCAAGGAGUGGGGGCCCACGAGUGGCCCUGCCAAGACGCGAGGUGUACAGCAGAAUGCCUUGCAGGAGAGAGGGGUGGGUGGGGCACCAUCUCCCUCUGUAGUGGCUUCUGACACACGUAUGGAUCUGCCCAGGUACCUGCGAAGAACAGCUCUGCCCCUGCGGCAGCCGCCGCCUCUGCUGCUGCGUCCCAGCCGUCGUCUCAGCCAAUCACCCCGCGGAAGAACAAAGCUGCCAUGUGCAAGCCUCUCAUGCAGAACCGAGGGGUCUCAUGCAAGAUAGAAAUGAAGUCCAAGGGCUGUCAGACAGGUGAGGGGGCACAAGGGAGGCCUGGGCCAACACAGCAACCUGCUGGGGAGAUGAGUGGUCAGGCAUUCUCUCAAGUGGCUUGGUCCUGGACUGCGUGCAGGGCCCGUAGAUGUUAGCCCUGCAACCUUAAACUUGGCCCUGCUGCAGAUUGACAGCCAAUUCGAUUUGCACCCCAUGAGCAGCGUAUUUGCUGUGCAUCUGGGGACUGGAGGACCUGAUCCAACACCUUUGGGAGCAAGUGGCAUCCCUGUCCUGGAGGGCUGUGGAAGCCAGGCAGGGAGAGGCUCUCCUGACGGUGUCUGCUUAUCCUUCCUGACAGAAGCCGACUGGAAGCCCCAGGUGGUUGUGCUGCCCAUUCCUGUGCCCAUUUUCGUGCCUGUGCCUAUGAACAUGUACUGCCAGAAAGUACCUGUGCCUUUCUCCAUGCCUGUCCCGGUAAGUGUGGUUCCCUGCGUCUCCCCCACACCGGCCCAUUCAAGCUUUCCUGCAUCCCCACCACCACGUUCGCCUUAAUCCUCCUUCCCUGCUCCUCGCAGGUGCCUGUGCCAAUGUUCCUGCCCACCACGCUGGAGAGCACGGAGAAGAUUGUGGAGACCAUAGAGGAGCUGAAGGUGAAGAUCCCUUCCAAUCCUCUGGAAGCCGAUAUCCUGGCCAUGGCUGAGAUGAUCGCAGAAGCAGAGGAGCUGGACAAAGCCUCUUCGGACCUUUGUGGUAGGUUUCAUGAUUGCAUUUCUCUGGGAGCAGCAGCACCUGCUGCUACUAGAAGGGUCCCUAGCUCAGUGACAGAUCAUCUACCUUGCAUGUAGAAGGUCCCAGACAGGGUUGGGAAUAGCCCUUUCCUAAAACCCUGGAGAGCUGCUGCCAGUCAGAAAAGGCAGUCCUGAGCCGGAUGCACCCAAUGGCUUGGGCUCCUCCUCUGUCUCUGCUCAUUGCAGCAGCUUGUACUACGAUGUUAACAUACCCAGGGCUGGGAGCAAGAGAAGCAGUGGUUUGCCUAGGCCAACUUCAAUGAGUUCAAGGCAGAGAUUUGAAGCAGCGACUUCUUUGUUCACAUGCCUGACCUGCUUUCUGUAUUCGCAGACCUAGUGAGUAACCAGAGUGCAGAAGGCCUCCUGGAGGACUGCGACCUCUUUGGGCCGGCAAGAGACGACGUGCUCGCCAUGGCGGUCAAGAUGGCAAAUGUCCUGGAUGAGCCGGGUCAGGACUUGGAGGCUGACUUUCCCAAAAGUAAGUGCCAAGGCAAACUCAAGGUGUUGGGCAUUUGCUGGAGCAGGUGGGGGAUGGGGGAUGCAGCACUGGUCUCCUCUGUGCUCUGGCAGGUGCCAGUUUGGUGGUAAGAAGGAUUGCUUGUGUCAUGCUUGUCUCAGAUCCUUCCUGGGCGCCCCUAGGGCAGGCGUGGGGAACCUUUGGCACUUCAGGUAUCGCUGAACUGAGCAUGACCAAUACUGGCUGUCUGGCAUUUUCAGUUAUGUAAUGUGUUGCAAGGGCCCUCAGUUUCAUCUCUGCCUCCUCAGCUGGGAAGAGUGGCUGGGUAACAGGUGCAGGGCUUUCUGAGUGGUGGUUCCACCCUCAUUUCCCAAUAUCCCUUUUGGGGAAGCUCCACCCUGCCCCUUCUCCCUGUUUUCAAAGGGCGCUGUGGUCAUUGGCCACGCUUGCUGGGGAUGAUGAGCAUUAUAGACUCUCAGAAUUGUAGAGUUGGAAGGGACCCCAAGCAUCCAUGACAGAUGGCCAUACAACUUCUUCUUAAAAACCAUCAACAAGUGGGAGGCUGCAGGUUCCCCACACCUCUCCUGAAGGAGCCCUAGGAAGCCCAUUGGAAAGAAGCUGUCUCAUUGGCUCGCUCUCCCUCUGCAAGGAGUGGGGGUUUGUUCUCUGCAGGCUUGGUCCUGGAAGGUUAUUGUGUGUAUCUGCUUGGGGGCAGGGGAGCUCCAUAAUUGAUCCACUUCCCAUACUGCUUCAUUCCCUACCUAGACCCAUUGGACAUUAACCCCAGUGUGGAUUUCCUCUUUGACUGUGGCCUUGUGGGCCCAGAUGACGUCUCUGCUGACCAAGACUUGCCUCGGAGCAUGCGCAAGGUGAGUCUGCUCCUCAAGGCCACCCGCUCGCCUCAUUUCAUCUAAUGUUGGCUCAUUGAUUGGAUUCGGGGUUGAGUAGCCCUGUGAUAAGUCUCCCAUUCUGGGCUCAGAGCAGCCAGCCCUUCCUUCAGCAGAAUGGAACCAUUAGGCAUAGCAUCACCAUUUGGAGGAAGGGUUGCAGCUCAGUGGAGGGUCAUGCACUCUGCAUGCAGAGAGUCCCGGUUUCGGUCCCCCGGUGGCAUCUCCAGGUAGGACUUUGGAAAAGGCCCUGACUUGAUACCCUGGAGGGCUGCUGCCAUUCAGACAAUGCUGAGCUUGUUGGGCCAACAGUCUGAUUCGGGAUAAGGCAACUUCCUGUGCUCUGUUAAAGUUAGGAUACCCAGCGUGGUGCCUUCCAGAUGACUAUGACUACAACUCCCAGCAUCCCAAACAGCUUGGGCUACAGUCAAGGGGGCCAUGGGAGCUGCAUUCCAACAACAGCUGGAGGGCACCACGUACGAGUCAACUGUUCACAAAUGCAUUCUCCCCAAAGGUUUUUUAAUUGGAAAGGAAUGGGAUGAGCAUCAGGGGGAGGGAGGGAACUGGUGUGGGGGGCCCACUGCUUAAACUAAUGCUUAAACUAAUGCAGAUAUUUCCAACCCUUUUGGGUCCACGGCUCCCUUGACUAACUACAUUCUUUCUGUGGCACCCCUGUGGGGCUCAGGAGCCCAGUUAUGCUAUCCCUUGCCUGCAGAGCUGGCAGCUCCUCACCCCUUUUUAAACGCCCUCCCUGGUGGGAUGUGCCCUCAGCCUCCUCUCUUCUCCCCUCUGGGCUGCCAGCUCCUGGUCUCUGAGCUUCCCCCGCCCCAAAGAGAGGUGCCUCUGCGAUGGCUCAACGGCACUUUCUCACCCUGGCUCCGUUGGGCCGGCCCUCAAUUAAAUACAGUGCGACCACCUCACGGUACACCAAUUACACACACUUCUACAAUUUACCCCAGAUUAUCUAGUGGGGGACUUGUGGGAGGGAAAAGUUAAUGAUUUAGAGCAGAGGUCAGCAAACUUUUUCAUCAGGGGGCCGGUCCACUGUCCCUCAGACCUUGGGGGGGGCGGACUAUAUUUUGGAAAAAGAAAAAAAAAUGAAUGAAUUCCUAUGCCCCACAAAUAACCCCGAGAUGCAUUUUUAAUAAAAGGACACAUUUUACUCAUGUAAAAACACGCUGAUUCCCGGACUGUCCGCAGGCCGGAUUUAGAAGGCGAUUGGGACCCUGGGCCUUAGUUUGCCUACCCAUGAUUUAGAGUCUCAAGCAGGAGUACAUCAAACACGAAAAGUUUUAUAAAGUUUAUGACACAAAGUCGGUCAGGAAACGAGUUCUUUCGGGUAGAAUUCAACUUAGUUACCGUAAUUUUCGCUCCAAAACACACACUUUUUUGCUCCUAGAAAGUAAGGAAAAAUGCCUGUGCGUGUUACGGAGUGAAUGCACUCAUGGCUGCCGUCAGUCAAGCAAAGCGGGAGCCGCUUGCAGGGCUUCUGUCCCGCUCUAGCUUUGCUUGCUUUACAGCCAGGAGGAGGGGAAGGAGCCGGGGAGGAGGGAGGGAAAUAGAGCCAUGGCAGCAAAGCGGGCAGCAGCCGCUUACACGGGAGAAGGGACAGACGGGAGCCAUAGCGAGCCAGAAAAAGCGCCGCGUAGCCAGCAACAGCUGCUGCAGCCUCAGCUAGCAAAGGUCCGUGCGCUCUCUAACGGAGCAAUGAGGCUGCAGAGGGACGGCAGGGCACAGGAGGGCUCUGAGCCACGAGCGCAGAGAAAACCAGUAAAAAAGUUUUUUAAAAGGCUGCUGGGGACAGGAGGGCACGGGAUGAGGGAGAGGGGGAAAUUACAAUUCUCCCAGCGUCUCAGCUGAUCCGCUGAGCAGGACUUGGGUUGCAGGGGAUUCGCCAUUAGCUGCGUAAAGCAGCAAAGAGGCAGAGAAGGAGCAAAGUGGGAGAGGAAAGGAGCUGUUUACACUGCUGUAAGUGGCUGCUGUCCGGUUGGCUCCUUUAAAGCAACAGUGCUCUUUCCCUCCCCCCUCCCCGCUCAGCUCGCCGAAAAGCUCCUUUUCCACACACCCCACGCGAGCCCCUUCUCCCCUUAAACCCCUCUCCUGCAUCAUUAGCAGCAUCCUUCUCUACACACCCCACGCGUUUUCCUUCUCCCCUUAAACCCCUCUCCUGCAUCAUUAGCAGCAUCCUUCUCUACACACCCCAUGCGUGUUCCUUCUCCCCUUAAACCCCUCUUCUGCAUCAUUAGCUGCAUCCUUCUCCACACACCCCACGCGUGUUCCUUCUCCCCUUAAACCCCUCUUCUGCAUCAUUAGCAGCAUCCUUCUCCACACACCCCACGCGUGUUCCUUCUCCCCUUAAACCCCUCUUCUGCAUUAUUAGCAGCAUCCUUCUCCACACACCCCACGCGUGUUCCUUCUCCCCUUAAACCCCUCUUCUGCAUCAUUAGCAGCAUCCUUCUCCACACACCCCACGCGUGUUCCUUCUCCCCUUAAACCCCUCUUCUGCAUUAUUAGCAGCAUCCUUCUCCACACACCCCACGCGUGCUCCUUGUCCCUUGAAUGCUUUCCCUUCCCUCCCCACUUAAAACGUGGUUACAAAGCACGGAUCCACAUGGAUCCUCAGGAUUUUUGCACUGGGUCACCCCAAGUUCACCAUCAGAUCACAUAGCAUAUCCAUGGCUACAGUCUGCACCAAAAAACACACACGCACCCACUGUUUCAUGGGGCUGCAACGGCGCAAAAACGUGGUUACAAAGCAUGGAUCCACAUGGAUCCUCAGGAUUUUUGCAUUGGGCUACCCCAAACUCACCGUCAGAUCACGUCUGUGGCCACAGCAUGAACCACAAAAAUCAUACAUCCACUGUUUCGUUUAGAAUAUUUUUUUCUUGUUUCCCUCCUCUAAAAACUACGUGCGUGUUAUGGUCAGGUGCGUGUUAUAGAGCGAAAAAUACGGUACUUUAACUAUAAGAUGUCUCAGUCUUAAACACAGUAUUAUAGGUACAACUCUUCUUAAAUUUCAGUUACUAAACAUCAGUUGGCACACUUCAGGUAGAUAAAUAUUCAGGUUUCCAGAAGAGAUGGUAAAAUGUUAAAAUCAGUUGAAAUCAUACUUUCAACACUAUACCACUUCCUUCACAGCUUAAUCCUUUGGUUCAUGAGAGAGUGGCAUUUUUCCUCAGUUACCCCCUCUCUUAACAAUUCCGCACCUGAGAUAUUAUAAAUGGUAUUACAGACCCAGGGGAUCCCGUCUCUCAUCACUGGGUUGGGAGUCUUCUAGGUACUGAACUCUCCCCUCCUGGCUAGACUGACCCCUCAGGGAGCCUGAAUUCCCACAGGAUCUGUCUCUCCUGGCUCAGAUUCAGCCCUCCCAGCAUACUCCUGUCUGGAUACCUUCCCCAGACCCUCAGCCUGGUCUCCCUAUCCCAGCUGCUCUCUCCCUAUGGAUAGUCUCCUCAGUGCGUAUCUCCUCCUUCCCUCAGAACGCCUUCACCCUCUUUUCCAACCUGAAACCUGUCUAACCUCUCCAAACCAAUCAUAUCCCUCCCCUGGAACUUUGGCCAAUCGGACGACCGUUUGCUGACAGGAAAAAAACAACACUUGGUGACUCAAACUGCCCAGCAAACAAAACUUUUCCAUCAUACCUCUUCACACUGCCCCACAGGGGCCUGUGAAGCACCCCCUAGCCAGCCCCAGAGGCAGCAUUCGUCUGGUAGCUCAUAGCCAGAGCUGCUGCAACAAAGAGCUAUGAGAUGUGAAAAGGCACCCGAGGGAGGGAAGGAAAGAGGGACAGAGGCCAGUGUUGCCUGCGGCACCCCUGACCAUCAUUCAAGGCACCCCAGGGGGCCAUGGCACACAGGUUGAAACCCACUGCACCCAAGGUAAAGGAAUGCAAGGGUGUGAGAUGGAAAUGGUGAACUGUGUGGACUACCCUCCUUCCUCAAGCAAAUGUCAUGCAAAGCAGAUUCUGGCUUCGUCUCUCACCCCCCCCCAAUUUAAUGUGGAUGCCCUUCUCCCUUGCUUACAAUUGUCUUACAAGACAGGCCUUCCUCUCCUCCUCCCUUCCUCCCCACCUCCCCCAGGGCCCGAAGCGCCUGGUUCUCUCAGAGAGCUGUUCGCGGGACUCCAUGAGCAGCCAGCCCAGCUGUACAGCCCUCAACUACUCCUAUGGUGUGAACGCCUGGAAGAGCUGGGUGCAGGCCAAGUAUGCUGGCGGCGAGACCAGCAAGGGUGACGAGCUGCGCUUUGGCCGUAAGUCUGCGCCAGGUGGAGGGGCAGUUGCAGUUCUAGGAGAUGGGGAUGCUGGAGUCAAGGAGGGAGGGAAGAGGAGGAGGAGGAGGAGAUGGAAGGUGUGCCGCCCCAGGCACUCAGGGGGGGUUUUCUUGGUCGUUCCUCUACCCUCAGAGACUUGAGUUGGGAGGUUGUGGCCUCUAAGUUGUGGAACUCCCCACAAAGGUGCACUCCUGACACCUUUGUUGCACUGCUUAUAGCAAACACCAAAGCCGUACUCUUUGCCCUGGCUUUUGACGCCAGAGGUGCGUGUUUUUAGGGCUUCCCUUUAGUUUUGUGGUUGUAAGUUUGUUUUAGGUUGCUUUUAUUAGUUUCGUUUUAGUGCUGUAGCCCAACCUGGGGACCUUAAUUGAUGACAGUGAUGAUGAUGAUGAUGAUGAUGAUGAUGAUGAUGAUGAUCACUCUGCUCUGUUGCUGUCCUGCAGCCAAACCCAUGCGGAUCAAAGAGGACAUUCUGGCCUGCACAGCGGCAGAACUGAAUUACGGUCUGGCCCAGUUUGUGAAGGAGAUCACUCGUCCCAAUGGCGAGCGCUAUGAGCCUGACAGCAUCUAUUACCUCUGCCUUGGCAUACAGCAGGUAAGGAGACCCCCCCACCCUCUCCCAAAUCUUACCUUCUUUCCUUAUGCCCACAAACAAUUGGACCAACAUCCUGCUGCCGAAACACCUGUUGGCUGGCAAGAGAGCUUUCUCUGGGACUGACACAUAAGGCUAUUGUGUAGGAGGCCGUGAUGCUUUUGAAUACCUGUUGCUGGAAACCACAGGAGGGGCGAGUGCUCGAAUGGGAGAAAUUCAUGGAGGAGAGAGCUAUUGGUGGCUACUAACCACCGUGGCUCGGCUCUACCUUCAAAGCUGGAGGCAGGAAUUCUUCUGAAUACCAGCUGCUGGAAACCACAGGCAAGAGGGCUCCUGUGCUCUAAUCCUGCUUCCUGGCUUCCCACAGGCAUCUGGUUGGCCACUGUGAGAACAGGAUGGCAUUGGCCUGAUCCAGCAGGCUCUUAUUAGGUUCACACGUUCUUGCCAGCCUAGCAAGUGUUCUGUAUGGAGGUGGGGGGAGGUAAUGAGAGUGUGCAUGGGAGAGAGCAGGUUUUGCAGUUUCAUACUUGACUUUGUGCUUCCCAUCUCCCCCUUUCAGUACCUGCUGGAGAACAACCGCAUGGUGAACAUCUUCACGGACCUCUAUUACCUGACCUUUGUGCAGGAGCUCAACAGGUUGCUCAGCGGCUGGCAGCCCACCAUCCUGCCCAACAGUACGUGCCUUUGGGGGGGCCAGAGGGAGGGAAAUAAGAGAGGUGUUUUCCUCUUCCCUCGGCAUCCUGGGAGAAGUUUCCAGAUUCUGGGAAAGGGCUAUAUAUCAGGCUGUCCAAUUUUCAGCGGGUAGCACUAGAGCAGGGAAUGGGCUCUUGCCUUCCUGCUUCACUUAGGGGCUUUUCUUGGGACACCCUCCCAGGCACCUAAUGGAUCUUUUGAGGCUCUCAUCUGGACUUAAUGCUCAUAGUCACUGUCAAGCAAAAGGGCCAAGUUCAGAGGCUUCCAGGUCAGGCUUUGGGCAUUUAUUUCUUGGUGUCCUCCCCCCACAACAAUCACAGUUUGUGGAAGCAGGUUUAAUAUUUAUUACCCACCCUUCACCCCAAGGUCCUGGGGUGGGUUACAACAUUAAAACACAAUAUCGAAAGCAACUUGUAACCAUAAACAUUAGGUAGGUCCUAAAACCACGUGUCAGAAGCCCAGGGUAAAGAGGUGUCCCUUAAGCAUUCUCCAAAAGCUGUAUGGUGAAGGCACCAGAUGCACCUUUGUGGGGAGGGAGUUCCACAGGCCGCCACCCCUUAAGCCUCUGAGGGUGGAGGAACCACUGAGAGGACCUUCUCUGCCCAUCUUAGCACCCAAGAGGGUCUGUGGUGCUUUGUGCAUAGUAUAUUGACAGCUCUUGGUCUUUUCAGUGAACUGUUCAUCAGUCUGUUUUUAUAGCCAUCCCAGGAAGCAGGGCUGUUUUUCAUCCUCUUUUCUUCGUUCUUAAUUUUGGCCCAAGAAGGCAAUUGCUGAGCCAGGAUUUGAACCCAGGCCCAAUCUUUUGGGUAUAGCUGCCGAGCCAGCCCUUGCCAAUUUGUUGCUCUCCAGAUAUUUUGGACUUGCUGGCGAGAGUUCCCAAACACCUGGGGGUCAACAGCUUAGGGAAGGAAAGAGUUCAAAAAUUAUUAGACCCGGUGUUGAAAACCUUUAGCCCUCCAGAUGCUGCUGAACUACAACUCCCAUCAUCACUGACCAUUGGCAGAUGGGAGUUGUAGUCAGAGAACCAAAGGUUCCCCAUUCUUUUUUGGGGCCAAGGAAGGCGAGCAAAAAAAGAAUGCAGCAAACUUACAGAAAGAUGAGGAAUGGUUGAGAAAGUUGGCGGUGUUUAGCCUGGAGAAGAGAAGACCGAGGGGAGGUAAGAUAGCCAUCUUCAAAUAACUGACGGGCUGCCACACGGCAGAUGGAGCAAGCUUGUUUUCUCCUGCUCUGGAGAGUAGGACCUGAACCAAUGGGUUCAUGUCACAAGAAAGGGGAUUCCGGCUAAAGAUCAAGAAGAAACUUUGGGCACUAAGAGCUGUUUGACAGUGGAAUGGACAGCCUCAGAAGGUGAUGAUGGCAUCUCCUUCAUUGGAACGGAGGUGGUGUGGUCGUCUGUCAUGGAUUAUUUAGCUGUGAUUCCUGCAUUGCAGAGGGUUGGACCACAUGGUGCCUUGGGAGCCCUUCAGUGCUAUGGUUCUGUUCAAGUUAAAAAAAGAUGGUCUGGAAGCCGUAAACCAAUUUCCUCCAAACUGGUGCCAUGUCCGGUUGUUUUAGAUUCCCCCCAGCCUGUGUUGGCCAGGGCUGAUUGGAGUUGGAGUCUGAAACAUCUAGGGGGUCUGGGUUGGGGAGGGCUGCACUAAAUGAUAGGUUCAUGCAUGUAGUGCAGAAAAAGAGCUAGAAAAUAUGCUGAAAUGAAUAUAUGUAUAUAACAAACACUUCCCCUCUCCAAAGUAACAAUUGAUGGGUUUCCCGUACUGGUUUCUUGCCAGCCAUGUGCUUGAUUGUGCGCACAGCAGAAAACGAGCAACUGAGUUUAUUAUACUAAGGCCAGUUCUAAAUGCGUCAGACCUGAGAAAAGGAAGGGGUCCCAUGGCAACAGGCUACUUAGGUUUCCUUUUAUUGCACCAGAUGCAGCCUUCCUAGCCUCUUAGUGCAGCGCUCCUCAACCUGAUGCUUUCUAUAUCUUUUAAUUAAUAUAUAUAUAUAUAUAUAUAUAUAAAUAAGCCACACCUUCACACUGAACAUCAAAAGGCAGUAUGCAGCUUAAAAGCGCAGCAGUGUAAUAAUAAAAAUAUUAAGAAUGUCAGAUAUAUCAAUAAAAGCUCAUGGUAAAGAAUGUCAGGUUUGAAAGGCCCAUCUGAGUAAAACAGUUUGCAGAAACAAUGGCUUCAAGGUACAAGGAAGGAAUUUCUGACUAAACAUCAGGAAGAACUUUUUGAUAGCAAGAGCUGUUUGAAAUAGAACGGUCUCUCUCAGGAGGCUGUGGACUCUCCUUCCUUGAGGGUUUUUAAGCAGAGGUUGACUGGCCACCUGUCAUGGAUGCUUUAGCUGAGAAUCCUGCAUUGCAGGGGGCUGGACUGGAUGACCCUCAGGGUCCUUUCCAGUUCUGCAAUUCUAUGAUGCCUACAAGUUGAGCUUGGAUGACUCUUGCCAAACCUCUGGACGCAAGGAGUUCCACAGGGCAGGGCCAAGGGAACCUCAGGAGCAUGUUGGACCACCCAGAGUUUCCCAUCAGAAGGCUUGAGUGAUCCAGGUGGGGCAUAAGACAUCAGGGGCUUCAUAAAGCCCAAUCGACUUGAACUGCAGCUCCCAUGAGCCCUAGCCAGUGCAUCAAAGCACAGUUCUUGGCUCUCUCUGUUGCCUUGUGGCUCACUCUGCUUGUGACAGUGGUGGCUUGUCCUUUUGCAGACGCCGUCUUCUCCCGCGUGGAAGAGGAGCACCUCUGGGAGUGCAAGCAGCUGGGCGUCUACUCCCCCUUCGUGCUCCUCAACACACUCAUGUUCUUCAACACCAAGUUCUUUGGGCUCCAGACGGCUGAGGAGCACAUGCAGCUCUCCUUCACCAACGUCGUGCGCCAGUCGCGCAAGUGCACCACAGCACGGGGCACCACCAAGGUGGUGAGCAUCCGCUACUAUGCUCCCGUGCGGCACCGGAAGGGGAGAGGUAGGGAAUGCUUUCGCCCACAUCCAUUUGCUGCCCAUCUGUUUUGGGGGUGCCCCUGUCCUGACUGUACCUCCACACUCUCCCUGCAGACGGUGGCUUGGGCAAGCGGAAGCGAGAGGAGGAAGCGCCUGUCUUGGAGCAGCGAGAGAACCGCAUGAACCCUCUGCGCUGCCCGGUCAAGUUCUACGAGUUCUAUCUCUCCAAAUGGUGAGAGCCUUUUGCAGCAGCUGACUGCCAGAGGGUGGAGGGCUUCUGAAUGCCAGCUGCUGGGAAACCGCAGGAGGGGUGAGGUGGCUCUUGUGCUCAGGUCUUGCUUGCGGGCUUUUCGUUAGGGCGUCUGGUUGGCCACUGCGAGAACAGAGGGCCCUUGGCCCAUUCCAGCAACAAGGCCCAUUUGAUAUUCAGUUGGUUCCUGAACGUUAGUUGGCUGGGCUCAUGGGUCCCCAGUAUGAUGGCAGUAGGCCAUGGACCCCCGCAGAGGCUUUCCCUGGUGCUUGGAGGGUAGUCCCUGACCCCAGUUUUCCCCUGCGGAUAUUAAGCUUGGGGAGGUUGACUGUUGCUCACUCCUCCAAAACUUGCACCCUCCAGAAAGAUUGCACCAUCCUCUCCCUCCCCCCCCCCCCAAAGAUACCCAUUAGGCUUAAGAAAAAGAAAAAGGCCCCUUUUGAAGCCUAAAUGCGUUGGUGGGAAUGAACUCCUAGUGGUGCAACAGUAAAGGUGCUAGCACAUUUGCAAAGCUAAGCAGGGUCUGGUAUGGUUUCAAAUGGGAUGGGGCACUGUGUGUUGAGAAUUCUGCAUUGUAGGGCAUUGAGCUAGAUGGUCCUCAGGGUCCCUUCCAACUCUACAAUGCCUCGUUUCUGUGUGCACAGGGUCGCAGUGCGCACGAUUGCAGCUCGUGCAUGGUGGUGCUCAUGACAGUUUCUCUGCAUUGCCUCAGUACUCGAAGGACCCAGAAAGCUUGGCGACAACCCCCACCCCCCCCCGUUUUGCUGUUAGGUAGAUGCCGAUGGCAAGGGGAGGCUAGUGCCGUUGCUGCCAGCUGUGGUGGUAGUCAUACGCAGUGGUGUCAUCAAGGCAUCAAGGGCGGUGGUGGCAGCAGGAUGCAGCAGGCAUUGAGGCAGCCAUUGUGAGGAGCAGGAGCAGGUGGUGUUGAAAGGUUUUGGCCAGAGCAGAAAGCCGCUGCUCUGCAGUCCUUGCUCCUCAGUGCAACUUGGGGUCCCCUGUCUCUUGGUUCAGGGCUUAUGUGCUGAACCUGAAGAGCGGGCAGUGGGGGACCAGGGAAGGGUGGGGCUCCCGCCUAGGCCAGGAGCCCCUUCUCUGUCCUCAUUGCUUAUCUCCUCUUGCCUUCCUUCCUUCCGGCUGCAGCCCUGAAAGCCUGCGAAACCGCAAUGAUGUCUUCUACCUGCAGCCUGAGAGGUCGUGCAUCGCCGAGUCGCCGCUGUGGUACUCCGUCAUCCCCAUGGACAAAAGCAUGCUCGAGAGCAUGCUCAACCGCGUCCUGGCUGUGCGCGAGAUCUAUGAGGAGCACAGCCGCGGAGGCGGAGGCGGCCUGGAUGAAGAAAUGGACUGAGCAGGUGCUGCCGGUCUUGCCAGAGGGAGAUUGGGGCCCCCAGCACUACUCCAGCCAGCUAGUGGGUGACUGUGGGGUGUGUGUGGCUCGCUGCCCCUUUCCUGCCUGGUUUGGCGGCCACAUAGGGCUCUAGACACUCCCCACUAGGUGAUCACUUUCCCUCUGACGAGGAGCCACCCCCACCCUCCCUCUCCUCCCACGCUGCCUACGAGUGCCUGCUUGCCUGCCCCUUUCUCCUUGCUAUGUGUUGGCUUGGGGGGAGUGUCACAGGUAGGCUCUUCGCCUGGGGAGGGAAGGGUGCAGGGCGUGUCUUCGCUGUUGCAAGAGAGCUGGGCUCUGGGGGUGCAGACCCUGUGCCUGGUUGUGCUAAUUGGGGCGGGGUGACCGUGCACGUUCUCUUGCACGGGGUGGGGGGUGGGGCUUCUACAGUUCUCCCUUUGCCCAGUAGAUGGCAGUCCUCCCUCCCCCCCAUCCCCAACGGUUGAACACUCUGUUCUCUCUCGUAUUGGGGGAGACUAGGCCCUAGCAUUGCACCCUGAGCCGCCUUCUCCCCUGCUUCCUCGAUGCUAGCUUGGCCGCCCACCCCACCACGCCCACUGCCCCAUGAGGCAGAGGCUGCUCAGCAUCUCACCAACCCUUUCCUCACCCAUCUGUGUGUGUUGCGUUGAACUCUGAGCUAUGGCUGGUGCUGGUGCUGGUGCUGUCUGUUGAGCCUGUAUAUAUUGUUCUGGCCCAGCCCCUGUCUGUGUCCUUGUUGCCAGUGAGCCAGUCCGCGGGUCUCGUCGUCGUAGUGAUGCCCAGGGCAUUAGGACCUGCCCUCCCCGCGUCUCUCUGGAAACCAUUCAUUUCAAAUAAAGGCACAAAAAUUUGGCCGACUUGUCUCUCUUCAUCUCUUAUUCCAGGGCUGUGGUCCUUGUCUCUGUGCCCCCAAAAUGUGGUGAUGCACGAGAACAGGGUUGGAGGCCCCAUGUCCCAGUGAGGUAAUUUCCAUUGGUGGGUGUGCAUGUGGCAGCCAGCAUGCCUUACCAACUUUUAUGCCCCCAGGGGAAGACCUCCACCCCCUUCCAUGACUUGGCUGCUGUGGGUCCCAUCGCAUCAGCUCUCUGCUCCGACUGAGCCAGCCUUGAAGCGUGCUCUUUCCACUUCCUGGCCACUAAGGGGCAGCAGGCACCAAGAGAAUCUUCCAAAGCGCCUGGCCAUUGUCCACAUGCCCAGUGCUCUUCUCUGCUUGUGGCUUUGCAGCAGCUGCUCCCAAAAGGAGAAGUGGCUGAAGUCUCUGCUUCAGGCAUUUGGGGCUGAUGCCUUGGAGAAGAGGGUCUCGAGACUUAGCACCAGCCUGGGACUCUCCCUCAGAUUCCCCCUUCUUCGUUGGAAAGGGAGCUGUGAAGUCUGCUGCUUCUCCUAGCGUGGCAGAGUUGCUCUCUGAUGAAAGGGCAGGCUUGGGACGUAAAGGAGAGAGGCCUGAGGCUUCUUAAUUCCUGAGCAGGUACAGGCUACCUUUCCUCCAGCCCAGGAAUUCUCUCUCUGAUCAGGCAUUGGGGUAGGGAUUUCGACUUGGUGGUGCAUCUAAUGCCUGUGGGAACGCUUGGGUCUUGCUAUCCAGUGUGAGGUUAGCAAAG
Podarcis lilfordi (Lilford's wall lizard) is the source of this 31770-nucleotide messenger RNA. Lineage: Eukaryota; Metazoa; Chordata; Lepidosauria; Squamata; Lacertidae. The record is from the annotation of a GenBank genome assembly.